Messenger RNA from Drosophila melanogaster (fruit fly), 2919 nucleotides. It is a transcript of the gene Cp110, whose product is annotated as centriolar coiled coil protein 110kDa. NCBI's taxonomy places the organism in Eukaryota, Metazoa, Arthropoda, Insecta, Diptera, Drosophilidae. The transcript has 6 exons. The record is from RefSeq and is marked reviewed. The coding region runs from base 343 to 1992 and encodes 549 amino acids. Gene Ontology annotation, cellular component: centriole. Gene Ontology annotation, biological process: regulation of cytokinesis; centriole replication; centrosome duplication.
GUGUGAGUUUUGAAUUGCCGUUUGAAAAUAAAUGUUUUCCCCAGCAUUAAAGCAGCAUUUCUCAUUGGCUCUUGAUGGUAGCUGCGAUCCACGGUAGAAACAUUGAAUACAAAACUCUCAACGAUUCGGGAUAUCAUUUGAUUGAUGUAAUGAACUCUUCAGAGGUUUCCUAAUUUUUGGCGGGAAGUCGAGGGCUCCCUAGUGCCAUCGUCAUCUCUAAUGGCAACUAAAACAUAGCAGACAUUUAAUGAACUUUCACAAAACACCUAGAUUCAGCUGACCUCUGAGAAGGCUUCCUGACAUUUCGACGUCCCAACAAAAAUUCCCAGUAGCAAAACACCAAUGGAUGCGACGUGGGCAAUGGAGCAGCUGCUGUCUGCAGUUGAGAUGGGAGGUAGCCACAGCGAGGCCACCACACCAACGGCCACGACCACCAUAUCGAUCUGGAGCGCCCCCUCCGAGGGCAGUGGCUCUAGUUCCAUGGACCCUGUCUCCUUUCGGUUCCACUUGGACGGGCAGCCUAUACUGCCACCGCUGAUGACGAGCGCCAAGAAGCGCGAGGUGCAGCUGGCCCGCCAGAUGGCAGAAGCGCUGGAGAAGCGGUACCGCCUGGCCAGACACUCGGCGGGAUCCGACAUGGCCAGUAGGAGAAGUGUGUCACAGCUGCAGCAGACAGAAACGUUAAUCUAUGACAGCACACGGGGCCAGGCUCGUCCUCAGACUCUGGUCUUUGGCAAACAGUUGCCCACCAUACAGGUGGAUCCUCCCACGCCUCAACCAUUUGUGAAAUCAAUAGAAAACACUUCCCCAAGGCGGCAUAAUCGCAUUACCGAUCGUAUCCUGCAGUUCGAGCAGUCGGGACUGGGUAAGCUGCUGCCCAAAGUUCCAGAUAAGUGUAUCCUGCGCACAAGUCCUGCGGUAGCCGAAGACCAGCAGGAUCAGGAUACAAAGGACACAACGGCAAGGGAGCUCGGCAGUCCACUGGCAGAACCAGCUAAUUUUCAGCGUUCGAGAAGUUUCACACUAGAGGAGCCCUCCCAGGUUCUCGUGGAGCACAUGGAGAGGGAGGCCCUGGCUGUGAAACCCAGCCAGAGUUUGGCCAACUUCGAGAAGCAGACCAUCGAGUCUCAGGCCAAGCGGGUGAACCGUAGUGCAAGGAGUAUUAGCAGCAAAAUUAGCCACAACAGCUACAAUAGCAACAGUAGCGCCGCAACCAAGAGCACCAUCGCCACUAAAACCACAACCGCCGGCAGCAGCUGUUCUAGGCGGGAUCGCGAGGUGGAGCGUAUAAUAGAACGGGCGCUGGACGAGCAUGGCGCUUUGGAAGCCAGCCGCAAGGCAGGAGUGCGCAACUAUCUGCGUGGCCAUCGGGAGCGAAUGAAUCAAUUGGUCAUUCACCAGGAGAAGGAACGUCGUCGCAUGCAGGCCGAGUUUGAUCAUCAGCAGCGUCAGCUCAUAGAGGAACUGUGUGCCGAAAUUGAUGUUUCCUCGGCCACCGAAAAUCCUGACAGUCUGAUAUCGCAAAGCACCAGUACGGGAGACCUGCAGCGUUUUUCCCCCUCGCCUACGUUACCCUCCUUUUCAGAGGACAUAGAAGACUUUCCGACGAUGGAAGACAAGUGCCAAAUUGCGGGGCCUUCUUCCGCUCGCAAGAGGCUGUUUAGUCCAAAACCAUCAAAGGACUCGGAACCGCAGCUGCUCAGUGCCCCCAGCACACCGCGAUCGUUGCCCCUCCGGAACAGCAGCUUAACCAAUAGCAGACGAAGUGUCCAAGUUGUCCGGCGCCGAUCGCAAUCUGUGGGCGGUAGUCUAGUAAAAACAAUCACCGCAGCAGACCGCGAGGUGAAGAAAUCGCCAGCGAAGCCUGGAGGUGGAGCAGGACGACCGAAAAGUUCCCCGGGAAAAAAUAGCUCCAUUAUAGCGAAAAGGGGAAGCGCCCCACCAAAAAGCGCCUCACCGACCAAGCGGCUGGGCAAUCGCAAGAAGCCCUAGCAAUUCGGGUAGUCAGUUAUGCAAGUGCCUUAACAAAGACUGCGAGGAAAUCGAGGGACCAAGCCUCUAGCACCAGUAGCUAACCUAAUUACUAACCCAACUAGCAAGUGCCUUCGUUCCCUGUUUAAUUUCGCCUCUAAUCCCUGCCAGAAAUAUGUCGAGCUGAAACAGGAAGAGCGCCAGUGGGCGGCCACACGUAUUAAUGCCGGUGUGCGAGGAUUUUUGGUCCGCCGGCUUUUUGCAACCGAGCAAGUGCAGCGCAUUGUCCAAACCAUCAGAGACACCCUGAUCUUCGUGUUGAACCUGCACCUGGAAACUUGUGGACAUGGCCUGGAUGCAGAGGAGCCUGCAAACUUGCGCCUCAAGGCGCGAUUGCUUCAACAGCUCUGCUCCGCCAGUCGUACCCUGCACCUGAUCUUCUUCCAGACCAACAUAAAGGACCGCAUGGAGAUCAUCGCUCGGGAUCGCCAGAGGAUCAAGACCAAACUACUCCUCAAACAUCGCCGAUUGGAUUAGGAUUUCAUAGAACAGCUGUUUGGCAAAAGCCCGCGUGAUUUUUUGCAGCCAAGCUUUCAAGACAUUGCGGAGCUUUCUAGACAAAUUCGCCCUGAAAGCUGCGGCGGAUUGCCAAAACAAACGGAACUUUUAAAGCGAGUAGUCGUGUGUGCGUGUGAUGGCCUUAAAAGAAAACAGCAAAGGCAGACAAAUAAUCAAAAGCGAGAGAAAACUAGUUUAAUAACAAUUAAUUAUUAGUGAGCACGUAACCCACAGCAAUUGGCCGACCUCCCGCUCAUCCUGUUAUUCACCCAGCUGCCCGCGUGCCUUGCCCACCCAAUUCCAUAAUUCCGCCGGCGGCGAAUUUAGAACGACACACCAAAUUGAAAAAAUAAUAAUACAAAUAAUAAAACCACACCAAUAACAGAUUUC